Ictalurus furcatus (blue catfish) is the source of this 2525-nucleotide messenger RNA. It is a transcript of the gene apbb1ip, whose product is annotated as amyloid beta (A4) precursor protein-binding, family B, member 1 interacting protein. Gene Ontology annotation, cellular component: plasma membrane; cytosol. Bases 195 to 2207 code for a protein of 670 amino acids. The transcript is spliced from 14 exons. Gene Ontology annotation, biological process: signal transduction. The record is from RefSeq and is a predicted model, not a curated record. Lineage: Eukaryota; Metazoa; Chordata; Actinopteri; Siluriformes; Ictaluridae.
ACAGCAGGAAGUUAGUAAACUGACAGUGAGUCAGCCCUGCAGCCGCCCUCAAGCUCCGCGCACCCAUCUGCCUGAGCGGGUGUUCACCACGAGGUGAGCGAAAACAGAAGAAAAGCAGAAAACACUGUAUCUCCGAAGAAAUCAUUCAUCUAUGAGACUCUUGUUUAGUGACUGAGUCCAGGAUCACGUCAAAGAUGGACGACAUCGACGCCAUGUUCACGGACAUGCUGCAGGAGAUGGAUCUCCUCACGCAGAGUCUGGCGGCUGAAGUUCCAGAUCAUCAGCCCGCCUCCGAGUCCAGCCAGGAAAUCAACUUCUCCAUCGGCUUCACAGAUCUCAAUGCAUCUCUAAAUGAACUGGAGGAUAAUGAUCUGGAUGCUCUGAUGGCUGAUCUGGUGGCCGACCUGAACGCCACGGAGGAAAAGUUUGCUUCUGAGAGGGUGGUUGUAAAGGAUCCCGAGCACCACCCAUCUCUACCUGUCCCAACAGCUCAUUUUACCCCCGCAGCCCCCCCACCCUCCCAGUCUAAAGCUGAACUGACCCGUUUGCCCAGUAACACCUCUGGUUUGACGUCUACCACCAGCAACACUUCAUUACCACCUCCUCCUCCUUCGAACUCUAACCUUUCUAUGGAGGAAAUAGAAGAACAGAUGAAAGCAGACAAAAUUAAACUCGCCCUGGAAAAGCUGAAAGAAGCCAAAGUGAAGAAGCUGAUAGUAAAGGUGCAGAUGACGGACGGCAGCGCCAAGACUCUGAUGGUAGACGAGAGACAGACGGUAAGGGACGUGUUGGACAACCUGUUCGAGAAGACACACUGCGACGGCAACGUGAACUGGUGCGUGAGUGAGACCAACCCGGAGCUGCAGACAGAGCGUGGGUUUGAAGACCACGAGAACCUGGUGGAACCUCUCUCGGCGUGGACGCGAGACAGCGAGAACAAAGUGGUUUUCCAAGAGAGGAAGGACAAGUAUGAAGUUUUCAAAAACCCACAGAACUUCUAUCUGUGGAAGAAGGAUAAGAAGUCGCUUAAAGACAUGAAAGAUAAAGAUAAAGAGCUCCUUCUGGAGGAGAACUUCUGCGGGCCGUCGGUGAUCGUGCCUGACCUGGAGGGAGUGCUGCAUCUGAAGGAGGAAGGCAAGAAAUCCUGGAAACCUCGCUACUUCCUGCUGCGUGCUUCUGGAUUGUAUUACUUACCCAAGGGGAAGAAUAAGGCGUCGAAGGACAUGGUGUGUCUUCUACAAUUUGACAAUGUAAAUGUGUACUACUGCAACGAGUACAAAACCAGAUACAAAGCCCCCACUGACCACUGCUUCAUCCUCAAGCAUCCUCAGAUCCAAAAGGAGUCUCAGUACAUCAAGUACCUGUGCUGUGACGAUGAAUGGACCAUGAACCUGUGGGUUACGGGGAUCCGUAUCGCUAAGUACGGUAAAUCUCUGUAUGAGAACUAUAAGACCGCCGUAAGAAGAGGUUCAUCGCUGUCAUCAGUUUGGACGAACCGGAACCUCCAGCCGAGUCCAUCAACCUCCAACGCGUCUACACCGUCUCCAACACCGAAAGCCAAAGCAGCCAACGGCCAUGCUCCUCAGCCUCGCUCGGACCCGGCGUUCAAGGCCCCAGCUUUCGUUCCACCACCUCCAGUCGACGUCCUGCCCCCUCCACCGCCGGACCCCGCCCUGGCUCCUCCUCCUCCUCCUCCUGCACCCUCCAUGCCUGUAAAGAAGCAGCUCCCAGCCGUCCCCCCUCAGCGAGCCGUGCCACGUUUCCAUCCUCCGCCCUCAGACUUUCCGCUUCCUCCACCUCCGAGCGAUGACAUGGAGCUUCCUCCUGACUUCCUCCCUCCACCUCCUCCCAUGAUGCCAGGAGAGCUUCCUCCACCUCCUCCAGAUCCGUUCCUCCCACCACCUCCUCCUCAUUCAGCUAUAGGCGGAGAUUAUCUUCCUCCACCUCCUCCUCCUCAAGCUAUAGCUGAAGAUCAUCUUCCGCCACCACCACCUCCUCCACCAUCCGCAGGCGGAGGUCCUCCACCUCCUCCUCCUCCUCCUCCACCGCCAUCUUCCGGAGGAGGAUUCAAUCCCUCCGCAUCCACUCUGAGGAAAGUCGCACCUCCGCCUCCAAAGAGGACUACACCGGCACUAGCUGCGCCCUCUGGUGGUGACCUCAUGUCAGAACUCAUGCUGAAAAUGCAGAAAAAACGUGGAGGGCAGUGAACUUUAAGCAAAUUCACCCGUUUUUCUACAGAAGAAUCGACUUCUGAUAUUAUACACGUGCUGUAAAUAUGUGGAUUUGUCUGGGUGAAUAUUUUGAGGACUAAACGAUCAGUGCUACACUGUAUUUUUUAUUUUUUUUAGGUGGAGUGGCAGGUGGAACUGGGGAAACAGGAAUGAAAUAUUCCUAUUUACAAUAAAUAUAUUUGACGAGAUAAGGAUAAGGACCCAGGCAGGUACUUCUGAUAACAGAUUCAAUAUAAAAUCAUGUACUUAAAAGUACAUUUUUUUAAUAAAAUUAAAUACCAAAAAAAAAAAAAA